Molecule: messenger RNA, 1548 nt
Organism: Schistocerca americana (American grasshopper)
Lineage: Eukaryota; Metazoa; Arthropoda; Insecta; Orthoptera; Acrididae
Product: gustatory receptor for sugar taste 64e-like
Exons: 10
Coding region: 1-1548 (515 amino acids)
Biological process (GO): sensory perception of chemical stimulus; detection of chemical stimulus involved in sensory perception of taste
Cellular component (GO): membrane
Molecular function (GO): taste receptor activity
Source: RefSeq, a predicted model, not a curated record
AUGACAGUGUCCAAGAGGAGCCCACGGAGGAAGACUGCUUCUGGGCUGCGUCCUGCUGCUGCGUCGGCGGAGGACGGGCUUCGGCUGCGAGCUGGUGGAGGCGGCGACGAACGUGAAAAGAAAACUGCAAGGAAGAAAUGGUGGGUCAGUUACAAACGUCGAUAUGGUGCGGCUUUAAGAGUGCUGGAAAAUUUGUCCGUGUACCGGACUUCCACGUCUAAUUCUACUGUGAUAGACGAUUAUUUUGACAAGGUUUCAGAUGUCACUAAGAAACUAGGUAGCCACAAGACGUGGACCACGCCCAUCAAGUCUGCCGGCGCGAGCGAGGCGGACUCAUUCCACCGGGCGGUCAGCUGGGUGCUGGCCAUGGCGCAGUGCUUCGCCAUCAUGCCCGUGCGCGGCGUGCGGGCUGCCUCCCCCCACUCACUGAGAUUCCAGUGGACAAGUCUGCGAGUGAUCUACGCCAUGUUUAGCCUGGUGGGAUCGACGGUCUUCGCUGUUCUCAGCUGCCUGCACAUGUCUUCGCAAGGUCUCACCUUCAGCCGCACAUCGCCCACGGUGUUCUUCGCGUGCAGCGCGCUGGCUUCGCUGCUGUUCGUGCAGCUGGCGCGCGACUGGCCGGCGCUGGCCGCCGCCUGGGACGCCGUCGAGAGGCGCCUGGCGCCGCGCUACGGCUACCCCAGGGGCGUCGCGCGCCGCUGCAGACUCGUCACCGCCACCGUGCUGCUCAGCGCCCUAGUGGAACACCUGUUGUCCAACGCGCCGACGGCCGUGGAGACGUACCACUGCUCGCCCAGCGGCUUCGCCUUCCUGCGCAUCUACCUCACCAGCAAGUACUACUACGUGCUCGACUACUUGGGCUACAACUUCGCCGUCAACUUCUGCACGGCUUUUAUAAGCAUUAUCGCCACGUUCGCGUGGAACUACGUGGACCUGUUCAUCAUCCUUCUGAGCAUCGCCAUUACGGAGCGAUUCAAGCAGAUCAACAUAGCAGUCAAGUCGUGCACGGACAAGGUGGUGGGCGAGCGCGAGUGGCGGCAACUGCGGCUGGACUACAACAGCCUGUCGCAGCUCACCAAGACGGUUGACAGCCACGUCAACAAGAUCGUGCUGCUCUCCUUCGCUACCAACCUCUACUUCGUCUGCCUCCAGUUCCUCCACAGCAUGAAGCCACUGGCCAGUGCGGUGGAGACGGUGUACUACUACUGGUCGUUCAUCUACCUGUUCGCCAAGACCUGCCUCGUCUCACUGUCGGCUUCAGACAUCUACGUCCGGAGCAAGGAGCCCAGCACUCUGCUCUACUCCGUGCCACCGCUGGACUACAGUACUGAGGUGGAGCGUUUCCUGACCCAGGUGACCUCCGACCACGUGGCCCUGACGGGACUCAACUUCUUUCCCGUCACUCGCACGCUACUGCUCACGGUGGCAGGUACUAUUGUGACCUACGAAAUUGUUCUUGUGCAACUAAAUGCGUCAUCUGACGUAGCAGACGUUGCCGGCGAAGAAUCUGGAAACAGGACUGCCCUUUGCGAAACGUUACGACUCUAA